Messenger RNA from Schistosoma curassoni, 1074 nucleotides. The record is from the annotation of a GenBank genome assembly. Lineage: Eukaryota; Metazoa; Platyhelminthes; Trematoda; Strigeidida; Schistosomatidae.
AUGAUAGAUUUAUUUUUAAGCAAACGAGUAAUGGCACAAACUAUUGAAUCAACGGUUCAAGCUAAUACCUCUGAAAUAUUGAGAAAAAACAAGGGUAGAAAGAGUUCAAAAGUAAACAACAGCGAUAUAGGCCCUAUCCUAGAGACCUUGGGAGACGAUAUAACAAUAGCAUCAGAAAUAGAAAACGUGAAUAAAAAAAGAAACGGCCUAGUGACUGGAGCAAAAAAGAUUCCAUUUAUGGAUAACCGCGGUGAUUUUUCAACUAAUUUCCCUGACAGACAGUUUACUCCAAAUGUUUAUGUUGAAAAUCGAAGUGGCUUUCGUUCUCAUCCACUUAAAGAUUAUGAGAAAAAUAUGCCUAUGAAACGAAAUGAAGAAUCUACAAUUAAAAGAAGACUAAAUGACAAACAAGAACUGAUGUAUACGCAUAACAAUCCAGGAUUACAUUUUGUUAUCAGCAUACAUGAAACACUACAAAUUUUGACAUUUACGUUAUUUGGCUUAUUGGCUGGUGCAAGUUUAGUGCAUACACUAUUCGUACAAUCAUUAAUUAAUCCAAGACAAAUUAAAAAUGAUGGUUCUUGGAAUUACAAUUACGGAGAUGGUUAUUUACCAUUAUUAAAAUAUUAUGGAGUUUAUGCACGUCCAAUCUCUAUUACAUUUUAUAUAUCAUUAGUUUUGAUAGGUGUUUUUGUAUUCGGAAAAUUUGAUUUAGGAAGGCCAACAACAAAUUGUAUUCGGAAAUGUGUUAAACUUCAGAAUGGACUAAUGGCUAUCAUAUUUUAUAUGAUCGCUUUCGUAAUACACAAUUCGAUGGGUUGGUUUGAUUAUAUAUUUCAUGUGAAUAGUUAUAAAUCUGAAGAUGAAAUAAGAUACCUAUUGAGUACACAAAUUGAUUUAAAUAAUUUUCUUAAAAUAUGGCAAAUACUUGAUGCUUGUCGUACUGCAUUCAUAUUAAUAACAUGGAUAUCAGUUGCACUAGGUGAUUCAAUUCAUGACAGGUUAACUACAACGUUGAAUAUUAAUCCUAUGAAAAUCGGAGAUGGUAGUGGAAACAAUAUCCAGCCGAAUUAA